UAAACGUACUAUAUGUAUAUGCAUCUGUCUGAGCAGUAGGCAGCCGAGGGACAGAUUGUAACGUUAUCGCCAUGGAAAAGAGUAAAAAACUCGGUUCGUUGCCACUCCUCGCGUUUAAUACUCAGAUAUAAACCGUAAACAUAACGGAUCGGCGCAGUCGCUGCGAAGUAUUUACUCCGUCGUAUUCGAGUGUGUAUACAAUUAACGUGAAAAUGAAAGUGACUCUUGCGUUUUGCCUCCUGGCGCUGAUGUGCAUAGCUUCCGCCGAAAUUGAAACCUGUUCCGACGUGAGCAGCUGCAGCGAGGCGCUCAAGAGCAGGUGCAACGAGAUGUCGGAAUCCCUGAAAGAAUCAGGUAGUGACCAAAAACUGGCUUUGGCCUGUAAAAACGGAGUCUGCAUGUGCAACAUCGAGUUCGUCGAAAACGUGGCGAUGAAUCCAGCCCCGACGGAAGCGAACGUCGAGAAGGAGAAGGAAGACGAGGAGGGAAAAGAGGCGGAGAACACGGAAGCGCCGUAAAGCUCAAUGUAGUCCAGCAGUGAUUUUUUGUAUAAAUUCAAAAACAAUAAAACGAACCACUUCUAAAAUCA
This is a messenger RNA of Nasonia vitripennis (jewel wasp), 589 nucleotides long. RefSeq lists its product as uncharacterized. The transcript has 2 exons. Lineage: Eukaryota; Metazoa; Arthropoda; Insecta; Hymenoptera; Pteromalidae. The record is from RefSeq and is a predicted model, not a curated record. The coding region runs from base 213 to 518 and encodes 101 amino acids.